Molecule: messenger RNA, 2489 nt
Organism: Carassius auratus (goldfish)
Lineage: Eukaryota; Metazoa; Chordata; Actinopteri; Cypriniformes; Cyprinidae
Product: zinc finger MYM-type protein 1-like
Exons: 3
Coding region: 360-2483 (707 amino acids)
Source: RefSeq, a predicted model, not a curated record
CGGAUUGGCAAUCGGGAAUACCGGGAACAAUCCCGAACGGCCGGUCCAUUUCAGGCCGAAUCGGCCGGUGGUCAAAUUUGUUAUUAUUAUUUUUUAUUAUUAUUAUUUAUUUUAUAUGAUACGGUACCGUACCGGCCUGUAGCGGCCGCUCAGCUGCAGCGGAACGCAGCUGUGUGUCUGUGUGUGUGUGUGUGUGUGUGUGUGUGUGUUUCAGACUGGGCCAAACCAAUACUUCCAAUCUUAAGGGGGGAUACGAGCGGCCUCUCCCAACUUGGACUGAUCCUCCUAUUUCCUGACAUCCGAUUGGCUCAAAGGCGCCGAUCAAAGGAGUUUACUUGGUUAGGUUUGAGUUUGUGUGAAUGCAACAGAGACAGACGGUAAAAAUGGCGAAACGAAGGAAAGAAGAGAAAGAAAUGGGUGGGGCCGAAAAAAUAAGAAUGAAAAAAAAAAAAAUGUUGGCACAAGAGGCAGCUAAAUGUGCCAAAUUAACGGACCUUUUCCGCACUGAAAAGGGUGCUGUGGCAGGAGGUGCAGCUGUUAAGGUCAUUGAUGGAGAGGGACAGUUUGAUGAUGACCCCUGCAGUCAUAUUGAUGAGGAGGGAGAGAAGGAGGAGCAGCAGGAGAAAGCAGAGCAAAAGAAGGAGGAGGAGCAGGAGGAAGGAAAGCAGCAGGAGAAAGCAGAGCAGGAGGAGCAGGAGCAGGAGGAUAAUGGAACAAGAACAAAAACAGUGACAGUACAACCAGUACAGACAGAGGCAGGGUCCAAGACAGGUGAAGAUGCACCAAGGAUAGACCUAAACAGAGCUGAAGAUGAGGGCUUUGAUUUUUAUACACGACCGGCCUCCAAAGAUUUAGAUUUUUUUUUUUCUUACCACCCUCAACAACCCACCAGAAAAGGCACGACUAUCUAUCAUACUAAAGAUGGUAUUAUGAGAAAGUGGCUCACAUACUGUAAGAAAGAAAACUCACUCUACUGCACAGUAUGUUUGGCAUAUGCAAAGCCAUCUGCAAGUGAAAGUGCGUUCAUUAAGGGGGGAAUGACAGCCUGGAAGCAUGUACAUCAGAGAAUAGAAGAGCACGAAAGAAACCAAGUUCACAGAGACAGUGCAGAAGCAUAUUUUAUGAUGGCCAGUCAAGCAGACAUAGUAAGCUUACUAAGUGGAAAACAAGUGUCUCUUCACCGUGACCAAGUCAGAAAGAAACGCCAAGUCAUGGACCGUGUCAUUGAAGUGAUAAAAGUCAUUGGAAAGUGUGGUCUUAGCUAUAGAGGCACCAAAUUUGAAGCUGCAUACACAUGGGACAACAUUGCUGUUGAUCAUGGAAACUUCUUGGAAAUGAUCCUCCUGCUGAGCAAAUUUGAUGUCUCUCUGCAAGAACAUGUAAAUGAAUGUGUACAAAAAAGCCAAAGCCUAAAUAAGACCGGUGUUAAAGGCAGAGGAUCUUUCGUUACACUGCUGUCUAAAACAUCUGUCAACAAAGUGAUUGAUGUAAUCAGCCACUUAAUCAAAGAAAGCAUUUCAAGGGAAGUAAGGCAAGCAGGAAUGUUUUCUCUGCAGAUUGACACCACACAAGAUAUUACCUCCACAGACCAAUGUGCUGUUAUCCUCAGAUAUGUGACUGAUGUGGUCCAUGAGAAGCUCAUAGGUGUGGUUGAUUGUGAGUCAUCAACUGGAGAGUAUUUUGUGGAGCUACUUAAAAAAACUCUAGCAAAGGUGGAUAUUGAGCUUAGGAACUGUGUUGGCAACUCAACCGAUGGAGCUGCAAACAUGCAAGGCCAGUACAAGGGGUUCUCUGCUUUACUGGCAUCAGAGUCUCCUAACCAAGUGCACAUCUGGUGCUAUGCACAUGUGCUCAAUCUUGUUCUGGGUGACACCACGAGUGCUGUGAUAGAAAGUGCAUCCCUUUUCUCCAUAGUGAAUGAUGUUGCUGUAUUUAUCAAGGACUCAUACAAGCGUAUGAAAAUGUGGGAGGAAGUCAGUGAUGACAAGCGACACAGACGGCUGUCUCCUAUCGGGGAGACAAGAUGGUGGGCCAAGGACCAGGCCCUAAGCAAGAUAUUUGGCUGUUUUGGUAACCCUGACAAUGCUUUGUAUGUUGAUUUAAUCUUAACACUGAAAAGGAUAGUGGAAGAUAUGUCAAUCAAAGCACAUGUCAGAGCAAGAGCUAAGGGGUACAUGGAGUCCCUACUGAAGCAUGAGACGGUGUUGACAGCACAGCUAUUCUUGAGAAUCUUUGAGAUUACCUCACCACUUUCCAGAUACCUCCAGACCAGUGGCAUGGACCUAAUCACUGCUCAUCGACUAGUUAUGGGGGCCCAAGACAGCCUAAAAUCCUGCAACAGGGACAUGGAUGGUGUCACAAAAGCUGCAAAUAUCUUUGUUAAAUGGGCUAACAAGGAGCUGGAGGAGAAUGGAUCUAAAGAGGUGGUUCAGGGGGCUCUACCUGAAAAAAAAAAUCAGAAAGAAGAAGUCCAUGCCAGGUGAAGUAGC